AUGACAUCAACGAAAUUGGUAUUCUUACUGGUUGGAUUUAUUCUGUGUGCUAUACCAUUAAGCAUUUUUGUAACACUUUGGAUCAAUUCGAGCGCAUCAUCGGCUACAACUUCAACUGCAUCAGCGACUGACACGACAACUACAUUGCCAACGCAAUGUUAUGCUUACACGACUAUCAACGAUGCAUAUCGAAAUUAUGUCAAUGGUUAUGGUUGUUGCUAUACACCAUUUGAUACCAUCUCAUAUAUAGCUUCCGGUUGGUAUCGUAUUACAGGAUCUGCAGGUUCAAAACUUCUCACGACUGCUGUCACAACCACGAGUAUUUGUGGUGCCAGCUAUCCUGGUUAUUUUAAUGGAACAUUACCAGCCACAGCUGGUACAUCAGUAUCAGGAACUGUUUGCUUUUACACAGGAGCUGUAUGCGCUUAUUCAUUAGCACCGAUUGUGGCGACUAACUGCAAUAGUUAUUAUGUUUUUUAUUUAAUAGCAACAAGCAGCACAAGCUACAAAUACUGUACAACAACCUAA
Molecule: messenger RNA, 528 nt
Organism: Rotaria socialis
Lineage: Eukaryota; Metazoa; Rotifera; Eurotatoria; Philodinida; Philodinidae
Source: the annotation of a GenBank genome assembly